Messenger RNA from Nematostella vectensis (starlet sea anemone), 3425 nucleotides. Its product is annotated as RING finger protein unkempt homolog. Bases 144 to 2456 code for a protein of 770 amino acids. Lineage: Eukaryota; Metazoa; Cnidaria; Anthozoa; Actiniaria; Edwardsiidae. The transcript is spliced from 13 exons. The record is from RefSeq and is a predicted model, not a curated record. Gene Ontology annotation, molecular function: metal ion binding.
GGUUUGAUGUCAUUAUUUGAUGUCUAUAUCUCAGCCCUCAAAACUUUUCAUAGGGAAAAAAACUUUUUUUCCACUAAAUCUGUUCACGUGACUGUAUUUACCCAAUCAGAUGACGCACCGGCCCAUAAUGCAAUGGUUUGUCUAUGUUGUGGUGCGCGCGCGUUUAUUUUCUACUUCCCCAAAACAACAUGUCGUCUUCGGAGGCUGUAAUGACUUCUCCUACAGCCUCCGUUUCCAACGAAAGUAGAUUAUCCCUCUAUAACCAAACCCAACCGGAGAAGCCAUUCCACUACACGUACCUGAAAGAGUUUCGAGUGGAGCAGUGUCCACUGUUUCUACAACACAAAUGUACAGCUCACAGACCUUUCACUUGUUUUCACUGGCAUUUUAUGAACCAAAGACGACGAAGACCCAAGAAAAAAAGAGAUGGAACAUUUAAUUAUAGUCCUGAUGUAUACUGCACUCAAUACGACGAAACCACGGGAAUAUGUCCGAGUGGAGAUGACUGUCCAUAUCUACAUCGAGUUGCCGGCGACGUUGAACGUCGCUACCAUCUUCGCUACUACAAGACAGCAACCUGCGUUUACGAGACCGACUCUCGGGGGUAUUGCGUUAAAAAUGGUCCGCAUUGUGCCUUCGCUCAUGGUCCACACGAUUUAAGACAACCAGUUUAUGAUGUUAGAGAACUACAAGCGAUGGAAAAGGAAGAAGUAGAUGGCCAACAAGGCGUCGAGAAUAAAGCAGUAAUCGAAGAUCCACGGUGGCAAGAUACCAACUUUGUCCUGUCAAAUUACAAGACUGAGCCCUGCAAGAAACCCCCUCGCCUUUGUCGUCAAGGAUACGCUUGUCCAUAUUAUCACAAUACCAGAGAUCGACGGCGUAGUCCUCGGAAGGUCAGAUACAGAUCCACACCUUGCCCACAUGUCAAGCACAGUGACGAAUGGGGAGAGCCGUCAAAUUGUGAGAGUGGAGACAAUUGUCCAUACUGCCAUACUAGGACAGAGCAGCAGUUCCACCCAGAGAUAUACAAGUCAACAAAAUGUAAUGAUAUGCAGCAGACUGGAUAUUGCCCUAGAGGUCCUUUCUGUGCUUUUGCACAUGUAGACCAAGAGUCUGUGGUUGGUAGAGAAUUGAGUGAAACUGAUCUCAACAUGUCCUUCCAACAACUAGGAUUCCCCCAAUCAGACACAGUCACCAGCUUGCUGCAACCCAUCUGUAAACCUGUCCGGUCUAUGUCCACUUCUUCCGCGGGCUCAGGAGUGUUCAUGGAAAACACCCAGACAACAGGCAGCUAUGCCAAGGCACCUGGCUCUGAACGGUCUGAGCGCAGUAGCAGUAGAGAGGAAGAUCACCAGGCUAUGAUCAGAAGACAUUUAUUAUCAAUUGAAAACGACCCUAGCUUAGAUGACGCAGAAAAGGCUAGAAGAAAACAGACACUUAUUACAUCUCGAGCUUCCGGCUCAUCAUCAUCAACAAGCUCUGCACCUCUCACCCCUUCCAGCAUAUCAGCCAGUGCCGCGCCCUUCUACCCUGCGGCAGACACUGUAGAAUCUGUUGUGGAAAGUGCUUUAGAUGAUCUUAACCUUGACGACUUUGAUGUCACUGAACUGGAAAAGGAGCUGAACAAUGCAUCCCCCUGCUCCACUUCUUUGGGUGAUUCUUUAACUUCGUUGUCCAUAGCAACCAUGUGCUCAGCCCCAGUCUCUAUCCCUGGUACUGGGUCACCACACUCCUAUACUCCCCAGUCCCCUACUUCUCCUCUAGGCCAGUACACUUCGUCUUAUGGCUCCCAGAAGCAAGCAAACCCGUACCGUGCCAGCUCCCUUGUACGUAGCUCCCUUCAUGGCAGUAUAUUUGACCCCCUCACCACCCAGCUGCAGUCCCCGAAGUCGCUCAACUCUCCUCAGCUGCACUCCCCGCUGGACCUUACUACCGCUGGUGAGGUGCACAGGAUGGGGGAGGAGUUAAUGGCGGCACGCUCUAAGCUCGCCUCCUGGGAGGACUCCUGGGUACAGGCCAAGCAGGCCUGUGACGCAUGGAAGAAGGAAGCAGAAGAGUCCAUAGAGAAAGCAAAGUCUUCUCAAGCGGACACUCUAGUGGCUGUCAUGAAAAAAGAAGCGGCCGAAAAUCAAGUAUUAGCUUUAAAACAAGAAAUUGAAUGUCUACAAAGCGACUCACAUAUACAGUCAUUAAAUAAGAAAUCUGAAUUAAAGGAUCUCCCACUUGAAAGAUUAAAGCAACUACAUCAUAGCUUAUCUACGGAUUUAGAAGAAAUUAACAAGGUGAUCUGUUACAAGCAAGCGUAUUCAUGUAGCAAAUGUCAAGAGAAGCCACGUAGCGUGGUCACGCUCCCAUGUACCCAUCUUCUACUGUGCGAGGAAUGCGCUGCCGCGGAAACGGAAUGCCCUCACUGUCAUAUACAGAUCACGCAACGCAACACGGUCACGCUACCAUGACGUGGUCACGCUACUAAAAAGGGCCUCGAUUGGUCACAAAUUAGGUUGAGAUUGCUUGCGAGUUGAUCAGUGAUGAAGGGAAGGGAUUUUUGAAUUACUAGUUAGAGGCUCAAAUCACAUGAUAGCCAAGAAUAUUAUAUUGCAUUUUUUUGCAUAUGACUGUAUAGUGGUCAGAUGAGGUUUUCUAUUUUCCUCUACCAUAAUAAUUUGUCCAUUGUCUCCUAGUAGAUAGUAAUGUGUAUUGCUUUUUCUCACUUUAGGAAUUCCACCAUAUUAUUUAAAAAAGUAGACUUUUUUAUUCUAUGUUUUCUUUCCGUAUGGUUUCCAUGUUUAUUGUUCUUUCACUGUAGGCAUUUCACCAUAAUAUUUAAAUAGUGGACAUCGUUUCAUUUCAUUGUGUCGGUAAUGGUUUUUUGUUUUUGUUUUCUUCCUGUGUGAUAUUCAUGUUUUAUCUGUUUGGUUGGUUGAUUGGUUGGUUUGUUCGUUCAUUUGUUUGUUUCUCUUUGUUAGUGAGUUUUGAGUCUAUAUUAUCAAACAGAUUAUAAUUUUGUUCCUUGCAUUAGAGCUGUUUUCCUACCAUUUCUUUCACAAGUCACCUGACCAACUCGCAAGCUAUCUGUUCGUUAUAUAUUAUUUCCAAUGUUUAGGUGUUAUAUUAGCGUUUUCCUGGUCAGCAAUGGGACAAGCUUUUAGGCCUUGUUUACUGCUGACCAGGCGAAUAUGUUUUAAGUGUACGAAUAUAGAUUUUACGGUAUAAUUGAUACUAUUGUAUUAUUAUUAUUACAAGGACAUUUCUUAGGAUUUUCCAAUGUUGGUGUCUUUUUUCCCGGGACAUUCGAAAAUUAUUAUUUGCAAUAAUUAAUUAUUGACACCGUUUGAGGUGGUAGACCUAGUGCUGCGUGUACAUUAUCCCAGUGUAUUUAUCGGCACUUCUUAUGCAGAGAAAUAUUAAACUAAUUUCAAUUGGAA